AGGGGCUUGAGUCCUUGAAUCUUUUUCUCUUUUUCUUUCAAACCUCUCAAUCUUUAAGCUUACUCUACUUUAUGGUUUUUCUUUCUUCCAUGGCUUCCUCCUUUCUGCUUCUUUAUAACCUCCUCAUAGCUUUCAUUUCCAUUUCGAAAACAACAAUCUACCCCUAGUCUCCUUAACUAGAUUCACCUCUUUCUCUCCCUCUCUUUUUCUCUCUAAGUUCAAGUCUAAAGGCAGUAGAUCUACCUCUUUUGCAGUCCUAGACUAGAUGUGACAAUAUUCCUAGGUUUUUUCAAGAAAAGUUGUAAUCUUUUUGAGUUUGAAAAGUUCAAAGACUUUUCAGGGGUUUAGCAUGAUGAUGGAUAAUUACUCUGGGUUUGCGAAAGAAGACGAACAGCAGAUGGAUUUACCUCCUGGAUUCCGAUUUCAUCCGACAGAUGAAGAGCUGAUCACGCAUUAUCUGAUCAAGAAAGUUGUUGAUAAUAGCUUCUCUGCUAAAGCAAUAGGGGAGGUUGAUAUGAACAGAAUUGAGCCAUGGCAGUUACCUGGGUUGGCGAAAAUGGGCGAAAAGGAGUGGUAUUUUUUCUGUGUAAGGGAUAAGAAGUAUCCAACCGGAUUGCGCACGAACAGAGCAACUGAUGCCGGUUACUGGAAAGCCACCGGAAAAGAUAAGGAGAUUUUCCGUGGGAAAUUGCUCGUCGGAAUGAAGAAAACUCUCGUUUUCUAUAAAGGGAGAGCUCCAAAAGGGGAAAAAACAAAUUGGGUAAUUCACGAAUUUAGAUUAGAGGGUAAAUCAUCUGUCCAAACCCUACCAAAAUCAGCCAAGAAUGAGUGGGUGAUAUGCCGCGUGUUUCACAAAGGUUCCGGCGAGAAGAAAGCAAAUAUUCCGGGGACCAUGACUGCAAAUUCCGGCGAAAACGAACCGAAUCCGACUCAUUUCCCUCCACUGACAGACGCUUCCUCACCGUACAGUGGUGGCAGGGUGAUUAAAUCUGAUACCCUCGACGUGCCCUGCUUCUCCAGUCCGAUCAACAUGCAAACACCUCACAACAACUUUCUCAACAAUCCUAGCUACCCUUUUGAUCCAAAUUCCAACGCUAGUUAUGCUUUUCCGGCAGUCCAAUCCACUCCAACUCUGGAAUCCCAAUCCAAUUUCCAAUUCCAAUUCCAGUUCCCGACAGGCUACACAUUUCCAGGCCAAGAACAAUCAAUCUUGAAGGGAUUACUCGAAAACAAUGGGUUCAAACUGGAAAGAGAGAUGGGUACAGGUUCGCAAGAAACGGGAUUGAGCAGUGAGAUGAACACAGAGAUCUCUUCAGUUAUGUCUAAUCUUGAAAUGAGAAAAAGGGCAUUUGAAGAUCAAGAAGCUCCAUCUACUUCCGUUGGACCAAUCGACAUAGAUUGUUUCUGGAAUUACUGAACAAGAAUCCAUAAUUAAGAAGAUGAAGAUAAUGAAGAUGAUAUGAAAAACCGUUCUUCAUACAUGAAUAGAGUAUUUGAGUGUUAGAUGCAUAUAAUUUUCUGAUGCUUGAGACAAAUAUUUCAGGUAAUGAAGAAACUAUUACAAUGUAAGAGAUUAUAUGGUAAUUAGUAUUUUAAUAUUGUUAAUAUCCUCUAUAAAAAUAUUAGUGGGAGUUUUAUAUAUUUUUUGAAUAUUAUUUUCAACGCUGUAG
This is a messenger RNA of Lactuca virosa, 1670 nucleotides long. The record is from the annotation of a GenBank genome assembly. NCBI's taxonomy places the organism in Eukaryota, Viridiplantae, Streptophyta, Magnoliopsida, Asterales, Asteraceae.